CUUAAAAAUAGUUAUUCUAUCAAAAUUGAUACUUGAAAAAAUCAAUUAAGUAACAUUAUCAUAAAUAUUGCGAUACCUUCACAUCUUAUUGUAAAAAUCUAAAGAUAAAUUAUUAUCAUAGCUGAAGAGUAGAGUACCUUUAAUCUAGAUCACGUUUUAACUAAGAUAUUGUUUUAAAUACGCACAUUGUAUACCUACUUAAAUGAUUGUAAUUUUUUUACCAAAAACACUUUAAUCAAACGAAAAACAGGAAAUUUUCCAGUUGAACUGAUAAACACAAUUUUUUUUAAUUUGACGUAUUUAUAGAUAUAAAUUAUAUAUUAAUGGAUAGAAUCUAACUUAUCUCUAUGCUAUAAAAAAGGUAGUCUAGUUUUAAAAAUAGGUUUUUAUUAGCCCUCAUCUGUAGGGUAGUGGUCAACGUCUUUAUUUAUGUUAUAAAAUUCUAGUUUAAAAAAUAAAGUUUUUAUUAGCCCUCAAUAGUGGGGUAAAGUGGUCAAAGUGAAAUUUAAAUAUGGAACGAAAAUCUAUUUUCGGAUUUCGCAUUGUAAUUAUUACAAUUAUAGGAUGUGUACAAUGUUCCGAAAUAUAUUCAACAAAGGAGUACAAAAGAACUCAAUCUUCUGCAUUGAGUACUGCAGCAUUCAGAAGUGAUAUUGCAUUUGCAUUCUUCAAGGAAGCCCAACAGUACAGUGAGAAUAAUUCGACUAGAGCUUUCAGUAAGAAACAGUGCCUAAAAGAUAUAGCUAAGAUACAAGAAGGAAUUCAGGACUUGCAAGAGUGGGCUUUGGAAUGGCCCGACUCAUGGGGACGUAUGCCAAUGGGCCUAUUUUGGGGACACACCAUCAGUAUGGGAGCAUACGAGGAGUGCCUUGCAGCUUCUCAACAAAUUUCAGAAACACAUAGUGUAAGAGGAAAAUAUUGUUUAGCCAAUAUUCCGAUCAAAGAAUACUACUCUCAAGUUAAACCACGAAAUAAUAAUCUCAACGCUCGAACAACUUACAAACAAUCAGAUCCGACAGUAUUUCAAUUAGGAAUUUGUAUUCCGAGUUCAUGUUCUGCUAAAAUGGGAAAUGAUUUUUUGCGUGAAGUUCUGAAGAAUGUAACUGGCGACGAAUUUACAAAGCAAAAUAUGGUUAGAGAGAAAAUGUGUAGAAUAGAGGAGCCAAUUGUUCUUCGAGGAAUUGAUAUUUUUGCGAUAGCAUUUUUAUGUACCGUUGUAUUUAUCAUGAUUGUAAGUAGUAUAUACGAUGCAGUUCUACUCAAAAAAGGACAAAAUGGACAUCCCUUAUUGACUGCAUUCUCGGUUUAUUCCAACGCUCCGAAAAUUUUCACAGUCAAACCUACAAACAAUCCAAAUGUUAUUUCUUGUUUGGCUGGCAUGAGAACAAUAUCUAUGAUGUGGGUAGUAUUCGGACAUGGUUAUAUGACUUUUAAACAAUUACCUCAUGUGGAUGUAAAUAAAUUUUACACGUGGAUUGAAACACCAUAUUCUAUGCUAGUACAAAAUGCAACCUUUUGCGUUGACACAUUUUUCUUUAUGAGUGGUUUACUGAUGCUUUGGGGUGUGUUCCGUGAAAUGGAGAAAAAUAAAGGCAGAAUUAACAUACCUUUGAUGUACUUCCAUCGAUAUAUUCGUCUAACUCCGGUAUUAGCAGUGUUGAUAUUGUAUAUCUUGAGUUUGUAUAAAUAUUCUGGACAUGGGCCAAUGUGGAUGAAGAUUGCAUAUCAAGACAAAAGAUGCAGCGAGACGUGGUGGGCUACAUUGCUCUAUGUACAAAAUUAUAUGUUUCCACAUGAUUACUGUGUUGGUCAAUCAUGGUACUUGGCUGUCGAUACUCAGCUAUAUGUGCUCUCACCACUUAUACUCAUCCCAUUAUGGAAGUGGGGCAAGAAAGCACUUGGUCCAAUCAUUUUACUUGGCGUACUCUGCAUGGUUUGCACCUAUGCUACCUUUAUGAAAAAUGGUUUUACACUGUUUCGUGUACAAGAUGACGAUGUUGAUCGUCGUCAAGCACUUACCUAUUAUCCAACACACACCCGAGUUCCAACAUGGCUGAUUGGUGUUCUGUUUGGUUACUUCUUCUUCAAAUACAAUCGUGGACGUCAAUUCGCAAUGAACAAGUGGCUAGUUAUUCUAGGAUGGACUGUUGCAUUGGGAACAAUGUUAGCUUGUGUUUGGGGACCAUACUGGAGAAUUCUUCCUGGCACACCUAAUGCACCGAUUGUCGAAGGAGCUUUAUAUGAACCAAUAAGUAGAGCUUCAUGGGCUUGUGCAAUUGGUUGGAUUGUAUGGGCUUGUUAUAAUGGGCAUGGUGGAAUCAUCAAUGAUUUUCUAUCUUGGGGCUUCUUCCAAGGAUUUGCUCGCUUGUCGUACUGCAUGUAUAUCAUUCAUAGGGUUGUACAAAAUGUAAAUGGUGCUCGAAUACAGCAUGAUACUAAGUUUGGAGACUAUGAAGCUCUUCUCCGUUGGUGGCAUGACUUUGGGAUUUCUUUGACAUUAUCGUGUUUUGCAACUUUAGCAUUUGAAGCACCUAUUCUUGGAAUUGAAAAGGCAAUUUUCAGAAGGGGCAAACCAUCAGAGCCAAAGAAACCAAAGGAACUAUUGCAAGUUUCUGUAGAUGGAACAAAAGCUGAAUCAUUACAAAGUAAAGAUGAAAAAAGUUAACAUAGAUAAUUUAUUUUAAGAAAUAGUUAUAAGAAAAUAUAACAAUAAAUAAGCCAUUCAUGAAGUGCAAGAAUAUGAGAAAAUAAUGUGUUUUACA
Episyrphus balteatus (marmalade hoverfly) is the source of this 2762-nucleotide messenger RNA. Its product is annotated as nose resistant to fluoxetine protein 6-like. Gene Ontology annotation, molecular function: acyltransferase activity, transferring groups other than amino-acyl groups. The record is from RefSeq and is a predicted model, not a curated record. NCBI's taxonomy places the organism in Eukaryota, Metazoa, Arthropoda, Insecta, Diptera, Syrphidae. The transcript has 9 exons. The coding region runs from base 512 to 2665 and encodes 717 amino acids.